Molecule: messenger RNA, 1887 nt
Organism: Meyerozyma guilliermondii ATCC 6260
Lineage: Eukaryota; Fungi; Ascomycota; Pichiomycetes; Serinales; Debaryomycetaceae
Gene: PUT2
Product: 1-pyrroline-5-carboxylate dehydrogenase
Exons: 1
Coding region: 1-1887 (628 amino acids)
Cellular component (GO): mitochondrial matrix
Molecular function (GO): L-glutamate gamma-semialdehyde dehydrogenase (NAD+) activity
Source: RefSeq, a predicted model, not a curated record
AUGGGCUACUCUUUCGCCUACGACUGCCGUCCGCGACGCUCGCUGACACCUGCCGUUAGUACCCCCACAAAAUGGGCAUCGCACGCCCGCAUGGCCAUAUAUAUAGUAUCGGGGUCGGAUUUGUUUCGAAAAUUGCCAAAAAUGUUACGUUCAAGAGCUAUUUUGACUUCCAGGUUGUUGAAAAGUGCCGUAACAAAGCAAAGGUGUGCGGUAGCCGUGGCAAUUAGUGCCAGAUCAAAAUCACAACUUGCGCAUCCUCGUAUUCCUCCAGUGAAGAACGAGCCUGUUAAAGAUUUUGGCUUUAAUGAUCAGAAAGAUUGGGACUUGUUGCGUGCUUCCAUUACAAAGCUCACCGACAGUGGACCCUUGGACAUCCCUGUGGUGAUCAACGGGAAGAGAAUCCACAAUAAUGAUGUGUUACCCCAAGUGAACCCUGCAAAGCACAGUCAAGUUUUGGCUAAAGUAUCCCAGGCAUCUCCUGACGAUGUAGCAUCUGCUGUUGAAGCCGCAAAAGCUGCCAAACAAAAGUGGGCUGCUAUGCCUUGGACAGAUAGAGCUGCUAUUUUCUUGAAGGCUGCUGAUUUGAUUUCAACCAAGUACCGUCACGAUAUGUUGGCAGCCACAAUGUUGGGACAGGGAAAGAAUGUUUUUCAAGCUGAGAUUGAUGCGGUAGCUGAACUCAUUGACUUUUUUAAGUUUAACGUCAAAUAUGCUGAGGAAUUGUACCACCAACAACCUGUUGAAUCCGCUCCUGGUGUAUGGAACCGGAGUGAAUACCGUCCAUUAGAAGGUUUUGUGUACGCAGUUACUCCAUUCAACUUCACUGCUAUUGCUGGUAACUUGGUGGGGGCUCCAGCAUUGAUGGGAAACACAGUUGUAUGGAAGCCAUCAGCAACUGCAGCAUUAUCCAACUAUCUUCUUUUGACUAUAUUGGAAGAAGCUGGACUUCCUGCUGGUGUGAUCAAUUUCGUUCCAGGAGAGCCAAAUCAAGUAACGGAAUCGGUUUUGUCAGACAGGGAAUUUUCUGCUUUGCACUUUACUGGAUCUACAGAUGUUUUCAAGAGUUUAUACUCCAAGAUUGCCCAAAACCUUGAUAAUUACCGUGAUUAUCCAAGAAUUGUUGGAGAGACUGGUGGAAAGAACUUCCACUUGAUUCACCCAUCUGCUUCAAUGGACCAUGCUGUUCUCUCUAGUUUGCGUGGAGCUUUUGAAUUCCAAGGCCAAAAGUGUUCUGCAUUGUCUCGUCUAUACGUCCCCGAGUCAAUGUGGCCCGAAUUUAAAGAAAAGUUGGUUGCUGCCAUGGGCAGUAUUACUCAAGGUAACUGCAGUGAUACCGCAGCAUUGAACUCAUUCAUGGGACCAGUGAUUCAUGAGCAAUCUUUCAACAAGUUAUCGGGAGCCAUAGAUCAAGCCAAGUCAGAUUCUGAGCUUGAAAUCAUUGCUGGAGGCAUUUAUGAUAAGAGCGCUGGAUUCUUUGUGCUGCCCACAUUGAUUGAGACCAAAAACCCAAACCAUGAGUUCAUGACAAAAGAAUUCUUCGGACCGCUCUUGACGGCCUAUGUGUACCCUGAUGCCGAAUAUAGCGAAAUCAUGGACACUAUCGACCAGGGCACCAAAUAUGGAUUGACUGGAGCAAUUUUUGCAACCGACCGCGAAGCUGUCAAACUUGCUGAAGAAAAAUUACGCUAUUCUGCCGGUAACUUCUACAUCAAUGACAAGUGUACGGGAGCUGUGGUUGGCCAGCAAUGGUUUGGAGGUGCUAGAAUGUCCGGAACAAACGACAAGGCGGGUUCAGCAAACAUCUUGACGAGAUUCGUUUCGGUAAGAAACAUCAAGGAGAACUUUUACGAGUUGACUGAUUUCAAGUAUCCAUCUAAUUAUCAUUAA